Thamnophis elegans (Western terrestrial garter snake) is the source of this 1556-nucleotide messenger RNA. RefSeq names its product protein kinase C and casein kinase substrate in neurons protein 2-like. Lineage: Eukaryota; Metazoa; Chordata; Lepidosauria; Squamata; Natricidae. The record is from RefSeq and is a predicted model, not a curated record. The transcript has 10 exons. Gene Ontology annotation, cellular component: endosome; cytoplasm; plasma membrane. Gene Ontology annotation, molecular function: phospholipid binding; protein binding. Gene Ontology annotation, biological process: cytoskeleton organization; plasma membrane tubulation; regulation of endocytosis. The coding region runs from base 258 to 1526 and encodes 422 amino acids.
CACUGAGUAGGAAAGGUAACAGCUUCCUCUUAGCAUGUCCCAGCCAAAGGACUGUGCAAUACUCAGAGCAGGCUAGCAUCAGUGGCUUGGUAACAAAGGGUUAACUAGUCCUCCCCCCCCGCCCCCCCCCCAAAAAACCUCCUGAAGAUUGACAUUCCCCAGCAAGGAGGAAUUUUCCAGGCCUAAAUUCAUCUCCUACCAGCAACAGCCCUUUUUCCAAGUUUGGAAAACACUGGAAGACUGGAAAUCGCAACAGCAUGAAAGAGAAAGCAGAACCGAACAAGGAAGACGGGAAAGGUGAUACUAUGUCUGUGAUAUACAGCGAGGUGGCUGCCGAUGAGCCAACUACCAACAGCUUCUGGAUGCCCAAUUGCUACCAGAGCACAGUCAAACGUCUGGAUGAUGGGUACCGUGUCUGUGACCAGAUUGUAGCUUGCUUCCAGGAACGGGCAAAGAUUGAACGUAACUAUGCUUUGAUGAUGGAUGAAUGGUCUCGCAAAUGGCGGCCCCUGGUUGACGCAAGCCCGGUAUAUGGUUCCCUACUCCGGGCAUGGCAAGCUUUCCUGGGGGCUUCUGAGCGGUUAAGCCAAAUACACAUGGAGAUGCAAAGGGCUUUGGUCUCUGAGGAUGCUGGACGUAUCCGAUCCUGGCAGCAUGACUCCUAUCACCGCAAGCUCUUUGGGGGCUUCAAGGAGACUUGCGAGCUAGAAAAUGGUUUCCAGCGGGCUCAGAAACCCUGGACUAAGAAGCUCAAGAAGGCAGAGAAGGCCAAAACUCUUUAUCACAAGGCCUGCCGCAAAGAGCACAUUGCAACACUGCGGGAGAGUGGAAUCCAGACACCAUCGGGGGCUGAAGUAUCUCCAGAUCGGCAGCGUACUUUGCGGGAAGAGCAUCAACGUUGUAGCCAAGAAACCAACAAGAUCCGUGAACGUUAUCAGAAGGCCCUGCAGGAGCUCGACCGUUGCAGCCCUCGCUACAUGGAAGAAAUGGAGACUGUGUUUGAGCAGGGGCAGGCUCUGGAGCAGAGACGGAUUGUCUUCCUCAAAAGUGCCUUCUUCGCCCUGCAUCGGCGUCUGGAUAUCACUGCAGAUUCCAGUAUCCAAGCCGUUUAUGGUGAUUUGCAUCAGGCCAUUGAGGAGAUAAAUGACCAAGAGGAUCUUAAAUUGUGGCGUAACCGAAAUGGCCCAGGAAUGCCCAUGAACUGGCCAAAAUUUGAGGAUUGGAGCCCUAAUCUUGACAGGCUACAAGUGAAGAUCAAGAAACCCAAGGAACCAGAGAAAGUGACACCUUGUAGCAUCUCCCCCUCCCAGAGCUGUCCCAAGCCAGCACCUGCACCAAUAGCAGGCCAGCGGGUUCGUGCCGUGUACGAUUAUAUUGGCCAGGAAGCAGAUGAGCUAAGUUUCAAGGCAGGAGAGCUUCUCACCAAAUUAGAAGAUGAGGAUGAACAAGGCUGGUGCAAAGGAGUGACUGACAGUGGACAUGUGGGCCUCUACCCUGCCAACUAUGUGGAACCCAUACAGGGUUAGAUAGAAUGGGCAAAAACGGGGGAGUGGGUG